Messenger RNA from Cannabis sativa, 1848 nucleotides. RefSeq names its product BAHD acyltransferase DCR. NCBI's taxonomy places the organism in Eukaryota, Viridiplantae, Streptophyta, Magnoliopsida, Rosales, Cannabaceae. The transcript has a single exon. Bases 272 to 1699 code for a protein of 475 amino acids. The record is from RefSeq and is a predicted model, not a curated record.
AUAAUUAAAUAAAUUUAUAAUGGUAAAAGUGAGAUAAGCAAAAAAAAAAAAAAAAGAAAGAAAAAAAGGAAAGUACCAUUACGAAUACCAGCCACAUUUGCUAAGUGCAUGAAUCAAACCUCUCAUCCUUCCUCUAUAUAAACCCCUAUGAUCUCUUCUACUUCUUCUCAGUGCUUCACACACUCCAUUCUUCAACUUUUCACUCUUUCUUUCUCUCUCAAUUUUUAUUUUUUAAUUAAAAAGAGUCAACUAAUUUAUAAGAAAAAAAAAAAUGCCUUCCUCUUCCAUAAUUCUAGUCUCAAAAUGUGUAGUUGUUCCAGAACAAAACUCCAUGAUCGAAACUCUAAAGCUUUCAGUCUCUGAUAUCCCUAUGCUUUCCUGUCAAUACAUCCAGAAAGGUGUUCUCUUCUUCAAUUCACCAACUCACUCUAUUAAUGACUUAAUCAAUUCUCUGAAACAAUCCCUCUCUGUGGCUCUCCUCCAUUUCCCUGCCCUCGCCGGCCGUUUAAUUACCGACGAUGACGGCCACGUCCACAUCCACUGCAACGACGCCGGCGUCGAUUUCAUUCAUGCCAAAGCAAAACAUCUCGCUGUUCGAGGAAUUCUUCCACCGGAUCGCGAUGUUCCUGAUUGUUUCAAGGAGUUUUUCGCCUUUGAUCGGACCGUAAGUUACUCUGGUCAUUUUAAACCCUUGCUUGCCGUUCAGGUGACGGAGCUAUCUGACGGCGUUUUCAUUGGAUGUACUGUCAAUCACGCCGUUACGGAUGGGACCUCGUUUUGGCACUUCUUCAAUACCUUUGCUGAAAUUUGUAAGGGCGCGAAGAAGAUCACGAUAUCUCCUGAUUUCAGCCGCGACACAGUUUUUAACUCGUCGGCGGUGCUUCGUUUCCCGGAAGGUGGUCCAAAAGCCACCUUCUCCGGCGAAGAGCCAUUAAGGGAGAGGAUUUUUCAUUUUAGCAGAGAAGCCAUUCAGAAGCUUAAGUUUCGAGCUAAUAACUACUCUGUUCUAACCACUAAAACGACACCGUCCAACUGUAACGGUUUUUCUGACUCGUCAGAGACUCUUGGGAAACAAUCGAACGACAGCUGGAAAACCGUUAACAAUGGUAACGGUUUCGAUCGGACGGCUGAGAUUUCAUCCUUCCAAUCACUUUGUGCACAGCUGUGGCGCUCCGUCACACGUGCGAGAAAAAUAGAAGAGUCAAAAACGACGACGUUUCGUAUGGCCGUGAACUGCCGCCACCGUGUGGAGCCAAAGAUGGAUUCACACUACUUCGGGAACGCGAUUCAGAGCAUCCCGACCUACGCACCUGCUGGUGAGCUCAUAUCGCGGGACCUCGGGUGGUGCGCCGAUCUCCUCCACAAGAACGUGGUGGCGCACGAUAACGCUAAGGUGAGGUUCGGCGUAGAGGAUUGGGAGCGCGAGCCGAGGCUUUUCCCGCUGGGAAAUCCCGACGGCGCGUCCAUCACGAUGGGAAGCUCCCCCAGAUUCCCGAUGUACAACAACGAUUUCGGGUGGGGUCGACCCGUUGCUGUUCGGAGCGGUAAGGCAAACAAAUUCGACGGUAAAAUCUCGGCGUUUCCGGGACGAGAAGGGAAUGGGACGGUUGAUCUUGAAGUUGUUUUGGCGCCGGAGACCAUGGCUGGGCUUGAGAACGAUUCUGAGUUUAUGGAAUACGUAUCGGAAAUAGUUGUGUGAGUUGAUUCGGUUGGUCAACGAGUUAUUAGAUUUUUCUAAAAUAAUAGGAAGUUUAUUUUAUUUUAUUUUUUUUUUUUUGGGUUUUUUAAGCAUAAUACUAGAGUGUAUAUGGUUGAAAUAAAUUUGAAAUGAAAUUCUUUCAAACCAAA